Seminavis robusta is the source of this 948-nucleotide messenger RNA. The record is from the annotation of a GenBank genome assembly. NCBI's taxonomy places the organism in Eukaryota, Bacillariophyta, Bacillariophyceae, Naviculales, Naviculaceae.
AUGUUCCUUACCCGUCAGUCUCAAGUAAUCUCCUGUCUCCUCAUGAUGGCCAUGGCCUCGGCAUUUGUGACCGCACCAUUGAAAACCAAGCAAGCGCUGGCGCGAUCGUUGGAGUCAUCGACAUUGCUCAAGGAUUCCGAACGGGACGAAGCAGCCCCUCUUCCCCUGAGUACCGCCGACCUGCAACGGCUAAUGUCCAUGAAAUCUCGUCACAUGACCAUUCCACUGUUGAUCAUGGAUGCGGUGGUACCAGGUCAAACUAUUUCUUUCGAAAGCGCUGAUCCCAAGUUUCUUCAUCUAGUCAACCAUGUUUUGGAAGAAGAUUCAGAAAUUGGAAUGAUUGGUCUGAACCCUCAUACAGGACAACCUCUCAAUGUAGGAGUCACUUUGCCAGUCUCACCAGAGAAUGUCAUGUUCAAUCCCAACACUGGAGCCGUCACUGUUCACGUGCAAGCCAAACGCCGAUUUGAAGUCCAAGGGGAACCUUGGUUGCAUCACAAUGAUGAUGAUGAAGAAGAAGAGGAUGAAUUGCCUUCUUCCUCCUUGGAAGCGGCAUUCUACAUGGCCGAUGUCGAACUUAUCGAGGACCGUCAAGAGGAAGCUUUGGCCGACGAUGUCGCCGUUGCGACGCAAAAUUUGGCCGAUCAAAUUCCCGACUUGGUGGGCGAAUGGGUCCACCAUUUGGUGGCUACCAACCGUGCCGAAGCCUUGCGCAUGGAAAGUCGCAUGAUGGAACUGGGACCACUCCCAUCGUCGUGGAGAGAUCAGGCACUUUGGGUGGCUGCCUUGUUGAAUCCAGCGCAGGGUGCCAAGACGGAAGAAAAGGUGUGUUUGGAAAUUCGUCCCGCCAUGUUGUCGUGCCAUACGAAUUACGAACGAAUGGUGUUGGCCACGGCGGCCUUGCAAUCGAGUAUUGACCAUGUGUCGGGAAAGAAACGACUCUUUUAA